GCCGGAAGUCCGUGGCUCAAGGAGCCGGAAGUCCGUGGCUCAAGGAGCCGGAAGUCCGUGGCUCAAGGAACCAGCUCCACCCGCUCCAUCACUUCCUUACGGCCAUGAAGUGGAUGUUUAAGGAAGACCACUCGCUGGAACACAGAUUCGUGGAAUCCGCGAAGAUCAGAGUGAAGCCUCCGGACCGGGUUCCAGUGAUCGUGGAAAAAGUCUCUGGCUCUCAGAUUGUUGACACUGACAGAAGGAAGCACUUGAUCCCAUCCCACAGCACGGUGGCUCAGUUCAUGUGGAUCCUCAAGAAAAGGAUCCAGUUUCCUUCCGAGAAGGCUACCUUCCUGUGUGUGGACAAGACAGUCCCACAGUCCCGCCUAACUGUGGGACAGCUUUACAAGAAGGAAAAAGAUGAAGAUGGAUUCUUGUAUGUCGCCCACAGAGGAGAGAACACCUUUGGCUUCUGAGGCCCUUGCUGGGCUAGGUGCACCCUUCUUCCUGCUUGUGUUUCUUGUAAAUAACUGGCUGUUCUCAGUUACUCCGCCAGAGCCUCCACACAAACCUACGAGUGCGCUUAUAAUUAGAUUUAUUUCUUAAUAGAUCAUACA
Molecule: messenger RNA, 599 nt
Organism: Rattus norvegicus (Norway rat)
Lineage: Eukaryota; Metazoa; Chordata; Mammalia; Rodentia; Muridae
Source: RefSeq, a predicted model, not a curated record